Ipomoea nil (Japanese morning glory) is the source of this 2695-nucleotide messenger RNA. RefSeq names its product phosphatidylinositol 4-kinase gamma 7-like. The record is from RefSeq and is a predicted model, not a curated record. The transcript has 3 exons. NCBI's taxonomy places the organism in Eukaryota, Viridiplantae, Streptophyta, Magnoliopsida, Solanales, Convolvulaceae. Bases 448 to 2337 code for a protein of 629 amino acids.
CAGAAUAAAUCAUUUUUAUAUUGAGAUUUAGAGUCUAGAGAGAGAGAGAGAGAGAGAGAGAGAGGAGAGAGAUCUCCGGCGUAGGCGAAACAGAACUACGAUUACGAGGGGUUUCGUGGCUUUGUAUCGGCGUCUGUUCACUCUGCCGAUAACUGUGUUAUUCCGUUGAGCCUUUCUGAAUCGGGCGGUUGAACGGUGGUUGUGAAAUCUCGGCCGCCGGGGAAUUAGAACUCUAACCGAUCUCCAAGAUCUGCCAUGCCGAUUGUAGAAUUUGUAGUCCACUGCUAAUACCGUACCCUCAGAUGGCUCUCGCAUUAUAGGAUUUGGUGUACUGCUUCCUUUGUUCUGAUUUCUGUGCAGGGAAGGCUCUUGGCUGUUGCCAUCUCUGUUGGUGAGAUCUGACGGCUUGUGUUGUCUACUUACUCAAACAACCUUGUUUUGACCAAGAUGGCUGUGGCAAUUUUCAAAAGUCCACUUGGUAGGGAGUACCAUGGAAACAAGAGGAUGGAAGGGAAACCUGCAGGCAGCAGACGUGUUUUUGUGCAGACUGAGACUGGUUGUGUACUUGGGAUGGAGUUAGACCGCAUUGACAAUGCACAUACUGUGAAAAGAAGAUUGCAGCUUGCACUCAAUGUCCCAACUGAGGAGAGCUCUUUGACAUUUGGUGAUUUGGUGUUGAAGAAUGACCUCAGUGCCAUUCGGAAUGAUUCUGCACUUCUUUUGACUAGGAACUAUAUGCAUAGAAGUUCAUCAACUCCCUGUCUUUCACCCACUGGUGCAGAGAUCCAGCAGAGAGAUCAAAGUGGUCCUAUUGAGAUAUUGGGGCAGUCUAGUAGCUUUGCCAAAACAAAACAACUUGUCAAGGAAAUUGUUAAAGGAAUGAAGGCCGGGGUUGACCCCCUCCGAGUCCAUAGCGGACUUGGGGGUGCAUAUUAUUUUAGAAACAGCAAAGGAGACAGUAUUGCCAUUGUGAAACCAACUGAUGAAGAACCCUAUGCACCAAACAAUCCAAAAGGAUUUGUGGGCAAAACUUUAGGGCAACCUGGCUUGAAACGUUCAGUCAGGGUUGGUGAAACAGGUUUCAGAGAAGUUGCUGCCUAUCUGCUUGACUAUGAUCAUUUUGCUAAUGUGCCACCCACUGCAUUGGUGAAAAUCACGCAUUCAAUAUUCAAUGUAAAUGAUGGUGUAAAUGGGAACAAACCUCAUAAGGAGAGGCAACUUGUCAGCAAGAUUGCAUCUUUUCAACAGUUCAUCCAGCAUGAUUUUGAUGCCAGUGACUAUGGAACCUCAAGCUUCCCAGUUGCUGCUGUACAUCGUAUUGGGAUAUUAGAUAUUAGGAUUUUUAACACAGAUAGGCAUGGAGGAAAUAUUUUAGUUAGGAAAGUUGAUGGUGUUGGGAGGUUUGGUCAAGUGGAACUCGUUCCUAUUGACCACGGCCUCUGCUUACCAGAAAGCUUGGAGGAUCCAUACUUUGAGUGGAUUCAUUGGCCACAGGCUUCUAUUCCAUUCUCAGAUGAUGAACUUGAGUACAUAAAGAAGCUUGAUCCUUUCCAUGAUUCUGAGAUGCUGCGAAGUGAACUCCCAAUGAUUCGUGAAGCAUGCCUUAGAGUAUUGAUCCUUUGCACCAUUUUCCUCAAGGAAGCUGCUGCCUAUGGGCUGUGCCUAGCAGAAAUUGGUGAGAUGAUGAGCAGAGAAUUCCGUAGUGGUGAUGAGGUGCCGAGUGAACUAGAGACUGUAUGUAUUGAGGCGAGUAAACUGAUUGCAGUGGAAGAGAUGUUAUCUCCCCGAGUAGAAGUUGAUGAUGGGAGUUUUCAUUUUGACAUUGAGUGUGAAGAUUAUAGGUACGAGUGUAUGCCAAAAAUGGCCUCUGCGGAGUUCAUGACCAGGAAUGCAUUUCAGUUUGCAUUUGGAGGGAAUGGCCAAUGGCCGCUUUCUAAACUUGAUGAGAGUACUCAAGAGGAAGAGGAAAGUGAAGAGGAGGCAGAGAUCUCCACUGGUGGUCCUGUUGUGACUAACAACGAGCACAUUCCAAUUCCAAUUCUAUCCAAGUCUCUUAAAAAUACCAGUUUGGGUGAGAAGAAACUCGGGCUCCCUAAUCCUUCCGGAACAAAACCAGAAAAUGGAUACCUGGCUUGUUCAUCAUCUGGGUACCGGAGCGCAGACGAGCAGCUCCCUGCUAGCGUUAGCUUUGUGAAGCUAGCAGAUAUGACCGAUGAAGAGUGGGCAACAUUCUUAGAGAAGUUCCAAGAAUUGCUCUACCCUGCAUUUGCAAAGCGGAGGUCAGUGACUGUGGGUCGGAAGCAGCUUCAGAGGCUUGGAACUUCUUGCCAGUUUUGACCUUUUCAGCGGCUCGGAACAUCGUUCUUGCUAGGUUUGAGUUUUAAGGCACUGUCUUACUAUGAAUAUAAGCAUUAAGCAGGUAUGGAAUAAGAGUUUGCUGGCUUGUGGAAAGUAAAGGAUUCGGAUCCUAGCAUAGGUAAUAGGUGAUUGGUGGCGGGAGUGGUAGUAGAAGGCCGGAGCUGUAUAUAGUUUUGUAGGCAGCAGCCGUUCGAAUAUGAGUCUUUGUUAGAUAAAUAAGUUGUAGAGUGUAUUGUGAAAAGGAAAACAAGAAAGCAAUGUAAAUAUUGGAUUUCUUUUUUCUUGUACUGUCAUUUUUCUUUGUAUUUCUUUCAAGUAAAUAAAGUUCCAAUAGAGA